GGACAUAUUUGUAUAUAUUUGAUUGUACUAAAUGUGUCAUGACAUUGCCAAAGAAAGAAAGAAAGAAAGCGCACGGUGUUACUGAUUGUGGACUCUAAGGGACGCUGUUGGUCAAUAUAACAUUUUUUUCUUUAACAUUAUGACACAAUCUCCUCCCUUACCGCCGUUGCUCGUCAAGAAAAGCCUAUAGUAUUCAUUAUAUUGGCUCACAAUCGAAGAAAACGCACAUCUCCUUCUUUAUAUCUAAAAGAUAGAAUACAGUAUUAUAUCAUUGGUGAUAUAUUAACUUUAGAACCCAGAAUAAGUGAAGCGAUUUGCAAUUGCCUUUAACUAUGGAUUGUGGAUUAAAAGGAUACACCCGGUGCAUAAAAUGGCGCUUUGGCUGUGGACGCAAUUGGCAUUUCUUCUUGCUCAUUUUUUGUCUGAUUCAUAUGGUCACUGGACAUAUUCGAUACUCUAUCCCAGAGGAGAUGAAGAAAGGCUCACUCAUCGGUAAUGUAGCACAGGACCUCGGCUUGAAUCUCAAAAGGCUCCGUUCGGGUCGGGCCCGUAUCGUGACUGGCGACAGCAUUCAGUACACCGAGCUGCAGACAGACAAAGGGAUUUUAGUCGUCAAAGAGAGAAUAGACCGAGAGCAGCUGUGUGGAGACACAACCCCGUGCAGUUUCAGCUUUGAGGUGAUUUUAGAAAAUCCUAUGGAGCUACAUCAAAUCACAGUUGAAAUAACGGAUAUAAACGACCAUUCGCCAACCUUCAAACGAAACGGUAUCAAUUUUGAAAUCAGCGAAAUAGCCAGUGUUGGUGCUCGAUUUUCUUUAACCAGUGCAGAAGAUCCAGACGUGGGUGUUAACGGACUUAGAGAAUAUUUUCUGACCGACAAUGACAAUUUUGUUCUUAAACAAAACUCGAAUGCAGACGGGAAGAAAUACGCAGAGAUGGUGCUUCAGAAGCCGCUGGACAGGGAGACAAAUCCUAGUCUGUCUCUAAAGCUAAUAGCUGUAGAUGGUGGGACUCCGCAG
This is a messenger RNA of Neolamprologus brichardi, 1019 nucleotides long. RefSeq names its product protocadherin gamma-A5-like. The record is from RefSeq and is a predicted model, not a curated record. NCBI's taxonomy places the organism in Eukaryota, Metazoa, Chordata, Actinopteri, Cichliformes, Cichlidae. Gene Ontology annotation, biological process: homophilic cell-cell adhesion. Gene Ontology annotation, cellular component: plasma membrane. Gene Ontology annotation, molecular function: calcium ion binding.